This is a messenger RNA of Dacryopinax primogenitus, 1465 nucleotides long. RefSeq lists its product as uncharacterized. The coding region runs from base 290 to 1465 and encodes 391 amino acids. The transcript is spliced from 4 exons. NCBI's taxonomy places the organism in Eukaryota, Fungi, Basidiomycota, Dacrymycetes, Dacrymycetales, Dacrymycetaceae. The record is from RefSeq and is a predicted model, not a curated record.
CUCAGAAUAUCUCUAGCACGGAGUCCGCGAUUUAUUUCAGGUAGAUCUUCGUAAGAGAGGGAAACAGGACAGCCUCGAGGUUACCACCCAUUAAAGCGGCAUAUUUUUCGCGCUUUCUGAGCAGAGACCGCAUUCUUUGACCGCCUAGGACCGUGAGAGGGUCGUUUGAACGCUAAGGGUGCUGAAACGCAAGGCAGAUCCUGUUCUUAGCGCCUCGCAUCCUCCACAUUUAUCCCUGCACGCCUUUUCGCUCUGGUUACUCUCUCUCUCUCAAUCAACAACAACCAAGAUGCUGCUCAGAUCACCGUGCCUUCUGGCCCUGCUCGUGGCCCUCCUACCUGCUGUCACGGCCCAGUCUCUCACCACGGCACUGCAACAACAAAACUUGACGGCAUUCAAUGCCCUCGUCACCGCCUACCCGGACCUCUUCGCUGGUCUGACAAACACGACCAUCCUCGCGCCAUCCGAUGCUGCCUUCUCCGCCGCACAGCAAAUAGUAGGUGCCAACGCGUCUAACGUCGACAUCCCGUCCCUUCUCGUGUACCACCAACUAGUAGGCGCUGCCUCGCUCAAGAGCCUCAGCAUGGCCCAGGCAGGGAACGGUGAGGUCGUCCAGACCAACCUGAAGAACGCGUCCGAGGUCAACAUGGGCGGGGUUAGCAAUGUCGUCAGUGUGCCGAGCGCGGUGACGCUCAAGCAGCAAGGGCUGGGGGCCAGUACAGGGCAGACGAGUCAGCAGGUUACUAUUACUGGCGGGUUGGGAGCCGGAGCGAACAUCACAACCGGGGAUAUUGCUUGGGAUGGGGGACUUCUGCAAGUUCUUGACAAGGUUCUUGAUCUGCCCGACGUCUGCUCCAAGACGCUCGCAGCGAACAAGGUAACCACCUUCGUGCAGUAUCUUUCCAGAGCCACCAACCUCACCCCGAACGGGACCAACCCUGUGGCGUACUACGACACGCUGACUUCCCUUACCUGCUUCGUACCAGACGACACAGCUUUCGCCGCCCAGGCACCGAUAUACAACGCCAUGAACACGCAAGAGAUCAGCGAGAAUAUCGGACUGCACGUCUUCGCAGGCGUAUUCUACGGACCUGAGACUCCUUCCGGCAGCAUCCUGGUACCGGUGUGGGGCAAUGGCACGAGGGGCUUCGUCUUCCAGAGUAACAGUUCGGGGAUGUUCAUCGGAAACUCCCAGCUGAUCAGGAGCGACUGGGCACUCUCGAACGGGGUCAUUCAUGUGUUGAACAAGCCACUGAACGAGUCCGAUUCGAUCGCCAUCACUAACAGCACAGUCGUGUUCGCAGGCGUCGGAGGGCCGAGUAACGGCUCGGCCCCGACCACUUCGGCAGGACCGUCCACCAGUCAGACUGCGGGAAGCUCGGGCGCCCUGGGAAGGCAGACCAUCUUUGCUAGUGGGAUGGCCGUGUUGGCUGCUGUUGCGGGGAGUAUCCUUGCCCUUAUAUGA